GCCCCCGCCCCCUCCCGCCUCCGCCACCGGCCCCGCGCGCCGCCGCCGCCCGCUCCCGCCGGCCCCGCCAUGUCGUUUCGGAAGGUGGUGCGACAGAGUAAAUUCCGGCACGUUUUCGGGCAACCGGUGAAGACGGAGCAGUGCUACGAUGACAUCCGCGUCUCCCGGGUCACCUGGGACAGCACCUUCUGCGCCGUCAACCCGGCCUUCCUCGCCAUCAUCGUGGAGGCCAGCGGCGGCGGCGCCUUCCUCGUCCUCCCCUUGCACAAGACCGGCCGCAUCGACAAGUCGUACCCCACGGUGUGCGGGCACACGGGGCCCGUCCUGGACAUCGACUGGUGUCCCCACAACGACCACGUCAUCGCCAGCGGCUCCGAGGACUGCACCGUCAUGGUGUGGCAGAUCCCCGAGAACGGGCUGAGCCAGCCGCUGACGGAGCCGGUGGUGGUGUUGGAGGGACACUCCAAGCGGGUGGGCAUCAUCUCCUGGCACCCCACCGCCCGCAACGUCCUCCUCAGCGCCGGUUGCGACAACGUGGUGCUGAUCUGGAACGUGGGGACGGCGGAGGAGCUGUACCGCCUGGAGGGGCUGCACCCCGACCUCAUCUACAGCGUCAGCUGGAGCCGCGACGGCGCCCGCUUCUGCACCGCCUGCAAGGACAAGAGCGUCCGCGUCAUCGACCCCCGCCGCGGCACCGUGGUGGCCGAGAAGGAACGGGCGCACGAAGGGGCUCGGCCCAUGCGGGCCAUCUUCUUGGCCGACGGCAAGAUCUUCACCACCGGCUUCAGCCGCAUGAGCGAGCGGCAGCUGGCGCUGUGGGACACGGUGAGGGCCACCCCGGGGGGUCCCGAGGGACCGUGUCGGGCUGUCCCCCCUGGGCUCACCCCCCACCUCACCCCACAGGAGAACCUGGAGGAGCCCAUGGGGCUGCAGGAGCUGGACUCCAGCAACGGGGCUCUGCUGCCCUUCUACGACCCCGACACCAACGUGGUCUACGUCUGCGGCAAGGGGGACUCGAGCAUCCGGUACUUCGAGAUCACGGAGGAACCACCCUACAUCCAUUUCCUCAACACCUUCACCAGUAAGGAGCCCCAGCGGGGCAUGGGCUGGAUGCCCAAGCGGGGGCUGGACGUCAGCAAGUGCGAGAUCGCCAGGUUCUACAAGCUGCACGAGCGCAAGUGUGAGCCCAUCAUCAUGACGGUGCCAAGGAAGUCGGACCUGUUCCAGGACGACCUGUACCCCGACACGGCGGGCCCCGAGGCGGCCAUGGAGGCGGAGGAGUGGGUGGCGGGGAGGACGGCGGGGCCGGUGCUGGUGUCCCUGCGCCAGGCCUACGUCCCCAGCAAGCAGCGGGACCUCAAGGUCAGCCGCCGCUCCCUCCUCCACGAGAGCCGCCCCCCCCCAGCCGCCGCCGCCGCCCCCCCCAGCCGGAGCCACCACCCCCCCCUCCACGCCCCCCCGCCGCCGCCACCGCCGCCCCCACCCGCCUCAGCGCGCCCCCGGCGCUGGGCACCCUCCCCGCGGCGCACACGGGGGGCGGCGGGCGGCUGGAGGAGGUGCUGCAGGAGGUGGCCGCGCUGCGGGCGCUGGUGGCCGAGCAGGGCCACCGCAUCGCCCGCCUGGAGGAGCAGCUCAGCCGCCUGGAGAACGGCCACGUCUAGGGACAUCGCCCCCCCCUCCCCUUCCCUCCCCCCCCCAAAACCCCUCUCCCUUCCCUCAGGGACCAAACCCCCCCCCCCCUAACUCCGGGGACACCCCCCCCCCUCCAGGGACCAUGCCUGCGCCCCAGGGUCCCCCGAGCCCUCCCACCCCCCCUGGGGUCUUGUCCCCAUGUGUGUCCCCCCGUCCGUCCCCUCCCCAAGCUGGGUCCUUCUCCCGUUGGAGGGCUGGCCGCCCCUCUGGCAGCUCCCCCCUCGCCCCCAUUGCCUUACUGGGUGCUGCCCCCCCACCCCCCCCCCC
Chroicocephalus ridibundus (black-headed gull) is the source of this 1959-nucleotide messenger RNA. It is a transcript of the gene CORO1B, whose product is annotated as coronin 1B. The record is from RefSeq and is a predicted model, not a curated record. Gene Ontology annotation, molecular function: actin filament binding. Gene Ontology annotation, biological process: actin filament organization; cell migration. NCBI's taxonomy places the organism in Eukaryota, Metazoa, Chordata, Aves, Charadriiformes, Laridae. The transcript is spliced from 10 exons. The coding region runs from base 70 to 1743 and encodes 557 amino acids.